Molecule: messenger RNA, 3581 nt
Organism: Nerophis lumbriciformis (worm pipefish)
Lineage: Eukaryota; Metazoa; Chordata; Actinopteri; Syngnathiformes; Syngnathidae
Gene: pnp6
Product: purine nucleoside phosphorylase 6
Biological process (GO): nucleoside metabolic process
Cellular component (GO): cytoplasm
Molecular function (GO): purine-nucleoside phosphorylase activity
Source: RefSeq, a predicted model, not a curated record
AUUCACAGUCCGCCUGUAAACUCUCCUUUAAAUAGUGGAAGUGAAAUUAGAUAGUUAGAUAGUUUCUCACUCCAUUCAAAUUGUAUCCAGCUCAUCUGGAAGACAUGGAAGCUUCGUACAGUUAUGAGGACUACAAGGAGACCGCAGACUGGUUGCUGGCCCAUGCAAACAAGCAGCCGAAAGUCGCCAUCAUUUGUGGGUCGGGCUUAGGCGGCCUUGCUGACUUGCUGGAGGACAAAAUAGCUUUUCCUUACCAGAACAUUCCACGUUUCCCGACUAGCACCGUGGCAGGCCAUGCUGGUCAACUGGUCUUUGGGAAGCUGCAGGGCCAGGAAUGUGUCUGCAUGCAGGGCCGAUUUCACUUCUAUGAAGGCUACAACCUACAAACUGUGACGUACCCUGUGCGAGUCUUCUCCCUGAUGGGUGUGAAAAGUCUGAUUGUGACAAAUGCAGCGGGUGGACUUAAUGGCAACUACAAUGUCGGUGACAUUAUGGUCAUUAAAGAUCAUAUUAACCUGCCAGGUUUUUGUGGACAGAAUCCUCUGAUUGGGCACAAUGAUGACAGUUUUGGAGUGCGUUUUCCUUGCAUGUCGGACGCCUAUGACCGUGACCUGAGAACUUUGGCUCUUCAGACUGCAAAAGAACAGAACUGUGGCAGCUUCCUGCAAGAAGGAGUUUACUGUGUGGUUGCCGGACCCACAUAUGAGACCAUUGCAGAGUGCAAGGUUCUGCAGAAGUUUGGGGCUGAUGCCGUUGGUAUGAGCACAGUCCCAGAAGUGGUGGUCGCUCGACAUUGUGGCUUGCGUGUCUUGGGUCUUUCACUGAUCACCAAUAAGGUUGUGACAGAAUAUGACAGCAACAACAAAGCAAACCAUGAGGAGGUGCUAGCGGUCACCAAGCUCCGAGCCCAAGACCUCCAGAGGAUUGUCAGACACCUUGUCACAAAGAUCUAGCGCCUUAAAUUCAAAUCUGAUUGCACGAGAAGAAAAGUUUCCAAUCUUUUGCUAUUGCAAUGAGAUAGUCAUAUUCUGUUCUUCAAUUAGUAUUCAUUCAUUUUGGCAAGGUCAAUUAUAAACAGCAAUGUAAAAAAAAGGAAAACAAGAGGGCACUUAAAGUUUGGGUAAUGGCAAUCAUUGGCAAUCAGAUCAUACGAUACCAAUACCCAUCCAUCCAUUUUACAUUGUAUUAAUUUUAAUUAAUUAAGAUCAAAUAAGAACAAUAAUGAUAAUACUUUAUUAACACCAACAUAUAUUACAUUUCAACCACUACUGACUUAAGACUUGAAUCUGGUCCCAAAGCGCCACUCAGUGGCUGCCCUCUGUUCCUUAUUGAGUAUUAGGACAACUGUCAUGUAAAAUGAAUGCAUAUAGUAGUACAUAUCCUAUAUGCAUAGCACUUUCUCAAUUAUUUUCUGCCAUGCCUCCUGUCAUUUAUAAAUCAACUGCAUUCAUCUUGUCUUCUCAAAUAACUAUGUUUAAAAUUCUUGUGUUCAGACAAAUCUUUUUUUGGGUAAGACAGGUUUCUUAACUGUUGACAGUUUCGGCUGACAUUUCAGCCUUCGUCAGAGCUGUCGUAGCUUCCUGGUGUGACGUGUCUAAAUACAGCUGACCGGGUCAGAAAAACAUUAAAAAUAAAGUUUCCAUAUCCGCCCUGGCACCGCCAAUGAAGAACAGCGACCCAGGUGUGCGAAAGCAUGUAAGCCCCCUCGUCCCUGUUCAUGGUGUUGGCCCCUUGCUUCCUGAUUUCCGUAGCCUCCUUGAUCCAUCUCUUGUAUUUGUUUGUUUUUGAUUAUAUGACUUUUCCCUUGUCCCAGUCCAUGAGGUGAUUGUUGCUACUGCUGUGGUCUGUUAUAGCAAUUUUUUUUUCUUGUUCUGCUGAUUGUUUUUGUGUUCUGGUGAACUUUGCAACAGUCUCCUUCUCGCAUUCGUUUUUUUGUCCUUUUUUUCGGGUGCUGAAGGAUCGUCCGGUCUUUCCAGUAUUAGUUUUAUUGCAUGAUUUGCAUGGGAUUUCAUAGAUGACGUCACAUUUUCUAUCCUUUGUUAUAGUGUCUUUUGGGUGUACCAGUUGUUGUCGUAGUUUUUUUUGUGGGGUAUUACUGCUGUGUUUAUUUGAAACUGUUUUCAUGGUGCUGUCAUUUUAAGGCACUCAUACUGAAGGUCCCAUCUGCAUUUCACACCCUCUGACACCUCACCGCGUACCCAAUCAUUGAACAACCUCUCAUAUGCAGCUGGUGCUCCCGAAUAGUUAUUGCCUUCACAUGAACAAAUGCUUCUGUUAGCAAUGUAUAAACAAAACAUUUAACAAUGCAUUUUUGGAACAAAGGAAACAGAGUCUUAGAAAAGGGAUCUUUUUAUUGCAGCUUUUUUCCCCCUUGGCCCUCAGUAUAUUCUAAGAAUAUGAUUAUAACUGAGAUAUAUUUGUCUAUAUUGCACUAAUUUGUGUUGUCACCUAACACAGAGCUAAGAUGAGGAUUCAUGUACGGACAGCUUCACAUACCGAUGUUGAAUACGUUGGAAAUGGAUGAAAGUGGGCUCCUCUACCCAUCAAUUGUUUUUAUUCUGCCCUCAGUGGAACACGUUUGGACAACCCUGUCCUAGAAACCCUGAAAUAUGGUGCCCAAUUUUUGUUUAUGUUGUGGAGAUUUGCUAUUGUCAUUUUCAAUUAAUGUAAAGUUUAACUACGAAUCAAAAUAUAUAUAUAUUUUUAAUCAAACUUAUGUACCGUAUUUUUUGGAGUAUAAGUCGCUCCGGAGUAUAAGUCGCACCGGCCGAAAAUGCAUAAUAAAGAAGGAAAAAAACAUAUAUGAGUCGCACUGGAGUAUAAUUCGCAUUUUUUGGGAACAUUUAUUUAAAUGAUAAUAAUGAUAAAUGGGUUGUACUUGUAUAGCGCUUUUCUACCUUCAAGGUACUCAAAGCGCUUUGACACUACUUCCACAUUUACCCAUUCACACACACAUUCACACACUGAUGGAGGGAGCUGCCAUGCAAGGCGCUAACCAGCACCCAUCAGGAGCAAGGGUGAAGUGUCUUGCUCAGGACACAACGGACAUGACGAGGUUGGUUCUAGGUGGGGAUUGAACCAGGGACCCUCGGGUUGCACACGGCCACUCUUCCACUGCGCCACGCCGUCCCUUGAUAAAACCCAACACCAAGGAUAGACAAUUUAAAGGCAAUUUAAAAUAAAUAAAGAAUAGUGAACAACAGGCUGAAUAAGUGUACGUUAUAUGACGCAUAAAUAACCAACGGAGAACGUGCCUGGUAUGUUAACGUAACAUAUUAUGGUAAGAGUCAUUCAAAUAACUAUAACAUGUAGAACAUGCUAUAUGUUUACCAAACAAUCUGUCACUCCUUAUCGCUAAAUCCGAUGAAAUCUUAUACGUCUAGUCUCUUACGUGAAUGACCUAAAUAAUAUUAUUUGAUAUUUUACGGUAAUGUGUUAAUAAUUUCACACAUAAGUCGCACCCCCGGCCAAACUAUGAAAAAAACUGCGACUUAUAGUCCGAAAAAUACGGUAUAUAAUUACUGACGAAAGCAUACAGUUUGUAUUAAUCUUGAAUUGUCUUUGUGCAAUAAAGCAUUGAU